Messenger RNA from Capronia epimyces CBS 606.96, 1359 nucleotides. RefSeq names its product carboxymethylenebutenolidase. Lineage: Eukaryota; Fungi; Ascomycota; Eurotiomycetes; Chaetothyriales; Herpotrichiellaceae. The transcript is spliced from 4 exons. The coding region runs from base 1 to 1359 and encodes 452 amino acids. The record is from RefSeq and is a predicted model, not a curated record. Gene Ontology annotation, biological process: polyketide metabolic process.
AUGUACAACGACAUCACGAAGCCUCCUCCACCGCUGCCGACGCCUCGCUUGCAGCAGUUGAAGCCUGGGGUUUCGUUGUUGCCGCCGCUCUCUCGCCGGGGCCAUGGACCAGGACUGAUCCUCUUGACUCCCGACGACAGAGACAUAGACACAGACACAGACGGCAAGCUGGCCCUGGCCCUGGCCAUCAAGAAAGGCGUGCCGUCUCUUCUGGUCAAAUGGGCCGAAGAGGGCUACGCGGUGGUGGGCAUCCAGGAGCGGGCGGCUCUGGCUGCUGGCUCUGGCUCUGACUCUGCUUCUGCCUCAAACAUAUCGACGCUGCUGACCACCGCCAUCGAAGCCCUGUCACGCUGCGAAGAAUGCGACGACCAUGGUCAAGGCAAACUCAAAAUUGGACUGGUCGUAUACCAUCCCAAGCUGUGGAAUCUCGUGGCCCCGGCCUUGUCGGACAAGUCGGAAAUCGUGGCUGCCGUCAUCUACGCCACCGCUGCCGAUGAGGCGAGCCUCGCCGCCACCACCGCAGCUCCAGUUCUACGACACCUGGCUGGUAGCUUUCGCUCCGGCUCUGGCGCUGACCCUGGCGAGUCGGUUGCCGUUCAGACGAAGCGGGCGUCGCUGCUGCCCUCCUCCUCCUCCUAUUACCAUCCAAAGGCCAAAACGCACGAGUUCGCCAUUCCUUUCCAGCCAUCUUUCGACUACGGCACCGAGGCGCUCUCGCACACUCGAACCCUGAGCUUCCUCAAGCCUUUGAUGGGAGGGCCGUAUUUCGACCUCGAAGCCAUUUGGGACGAGCACACUUACUACGAGUUUGCCGAUCGCUCGGUCGAACAUACCAUGAGCACCAUGGUUCAGGAGCCUUACGUCAACCACAUCCCCACGAUGAACGGAGGCAUCGGCCGCGAACCUUUGACCGACUUUUACCGCCACAAUUUCAUCUUCAACAACUCAGCCGACACGGAAACCGAGCUCCUCAGCCGCACGCUCGGCAUCGACCGCGUGGUCGACGAGUUCCUUUUCAAGUUCACCCAUGACAAGAUGCUAGAUUGGCUACUUCCCGGAGUUCCGCCUACGCACCGAAAGGCCGAGGUCCCUUUCACAGCAGUCGUCAACAUCCGAGGAGACCGCUUGUAUCACGAACAUAUCGCAUGGGACCAGGGAACUGUGCUGGUGCAACUGGGCCUCAUGCCGGAAUACCUCCCCUUCCCUUAUCCGCUGCCGCCGGGGUCCACCGCUGCCACGCCCGGCAAGCAGGUCCAAUAUAGGGUGCCGGUGGCUGGUGUCGAAACUGCCUUGAAGAUGGCUGAUCGGAAUUCGGUGCCGUCCAAUGAACUGUUCAAGUAUCGCAUUAGAGAGGUCUGA